AUUAAUUUAUAUUAGUGUAACACAACAAAAUUUUUUGGAAAUGAACAACUUUUGUAAUGCAGUGGUGUUGUUUUUAGUUAUCACGUUCACGGGCUUGCUUUCGUGUACCCACUCCAACAAUGAUCAAGAGAUCGCGAUGGUUGUUGACCACGAUAAUCUAUCGACACAACAUGAGUUGGAUCAGAAGAUAAGUAAGGCCGACAAUCGUGAAGUUCAAACUCGGCGACUCAAGUUGGAAAAUGGGAAAUUAUUGACGCUUUUGCGGCCGAAUGGGAGAGAAAAUUGUGUUGGCAUUGACCAGAAAUGUUGGUUUGACGAGGAUUGCUGCGUUGGCUUAUAUUGUAGUAGCGAAACAAUAGGUAGCGGAACAUGCCAGCAGCCUGAGCCUGAGCCUGAGCCAGAACCUGAGCCUGAGCCUGAGCCUAAACCCGAACCUGAGCCAGAGCCAGAGCCAGAGCCAGAGCCAGAACCUGAGCCUGAGCCAGAGCCUGAGCCAGAGCCAGAGCCAGAGCCUGAGCCUGAGCCUGAGCCUGAGCCUGAGCCUGAGCCUGAACCCGAACCCGAACCUGAGCCUGAGCCUGAACCAAGUCCAAGUGGUUGUAUUGGCGUUGGCCAGUCAUGUGGAGCGCUUCUCCGUUGCUGUGAUGGCUUAUACUGUGAUUAUGGGUUUGUACCUCUUAUCGGAAAAUGCAAAGCCAAUAAGGUCCUUGCCAGUUUGCAAUGAAGGAUUACAUUGUGAAUUAAGUUCCUGCUCAGAUACGGCAUUUCCAUGUUGUUCUGGUAUUUGUGUUAGUGAACCAUGGAUUGGUGGUGGCGGCUACAUAUAUAUGCUUAUAAAAGAUGUCUUUGUACGUCUAAUAAUGCUACGAUGUGCAUGUCCUUAUCCUUAAUAAUUCAAAUAAACAAUGUUUUAAAUAUA
This is a messenger RNA of Erigeron canadensis, 919 nucleotides long. RefSeq lists its product as uncharacterized. The transcript is spliced from 2 exons. The record is from RefSeq and is a predicted model, not a curated record. NCBI's taxonomy places the organism in Eukaryota, Viridiplantae, Streptophyta, Magnoliopsida, Asterales, Asteraceae. The coding region runs from base 41 to 724 and encodes 227 amino acids.